UCUCAACCUCACUCUUCAUUAGUCGGUCACCAGUCCCUCUCUUCUCUCUAACCAGAUCAGAAAUUGAAGACUUCUCUCUCUUUCAAUCACUUCACAUCACCAGAUUCAGUUUCAAGCUCUUUCAAAUAUCAUGUAAUGGAAACCUUCAAAGGCCUGGAAUCUGGAUCAGUUUUGAGCUUUGGAUCUGUAAGUCUGUGAACUGAACAACAACUGAGUAAAGAUCGUGAAAGAAGAAGGAUAUAGGUUUAGGUUUUGAAACAAACAAACAAUCGAACAUAUGAAGACAAUAGAUCUAGCAAAUAUUUGGCGGAGAUCAUUUUUCUGUUUUCUUAUAUUGAAUAUCAAUUUCACAAAUGCUUAUAAAGAAGGUUAUCGUUUUGGACCUAGAAAUCAUCAUCCUGUGACCUACAGUUAUGAUAGGAUUGAUGAGGUUAACAAAGUAUGUGGAACUGUUAUAUCUUCUGCAUCUGAACUUAAACCUGAUGAUACUGGAUUGUAUAGCAUUAAGGAAGAACUGUCUUUCACCAAUGGUGAUUGGAGGCAGGGAGGUAAUGAUAAGGCGUCCUUAAUGCCAUUCGAUGAUAGGGAUGCACCAAAUGGUUCAGUAAUGGCUCGUGAAUCGCCAUUGAACUUGAUUUCUUUCCGGUUAAUGGAUGUUGAUCGAGCUCAUCGGUCUAAGAAAUCGUUCCUUGUUAGUGGAUCUUUACUGAUUGGCUUUACUAGGCAGGGAUUGCUUAAUGGAAGGAGACGAUAUGAAGAAAAUCCUUAUUUUAACAUAUGGCCAGGCCAUUCUGAGUUAUUGGUUUCUUUUCAAGGAGUCUAUACGGAAAAUGGAGGGGAAAGAGUUCUGUGUUUGCUAGGUAAUGCGAUGCUGCCUGCUCGCGAACCUCAGUCUCCUGAUCCAUGGGAAUGGGAUAAGGUUUCUGGUUAUACUAAUCAACCUCCUCUUCUACAAGAUGAUCAAAUUUUACUAGUUCUUCACUUUCCAAUGACAUUAACCUUAACCAAUAGAGAAAUCCAUGGUAAAAUGACGAGUUUGAAUCCUAAAUCGAGCCAGAAAUACUUUGACGACGUUUAUAUCUCUUCGUGGAUGGGUGCUUCUGCUGAUUAUGAAUUCGGUUCAGAAGAGUUAGUCUCUCGCGCCUGCGAUCCUUAUCCAUAUCCAGAUAGCUCCACUUCUGAUCAUGUAAAUGUCUAUAAAGGCCGGGACCUCUGUUCAUUCCUGACAAGUUCUUCUCACGAAGAAUUCCUAUCGAUAUCACCUAACUGGGGAUGCAGUGGCACUGACGAAUUCUGUAGCAAAUUGGGUCCGUUUUCAUCAGAUUAUGGAAUAAAGAAGACCGAUGGAGGGUUUAAGGAUGUUAAGCUUGUUCUUCAGGAUGUUCGAUGCAAGCAAGAAGAUUCGAUAGAAAGGAUUUCAGCUGUUUUCAGAGCUGUUCCUCCGUUUGAGAACCAAUAUUAUGCUGGCGAAAGAACUGGACUGAAUAACAUGACGCUUUUGUUAGAAGGAAAAUGGAAAGCAUCGUCUGGCCAGCUCUGUAUGAUAGGCUGCCAUGGAAAUGGCGGUUGUGAUUCUCGAGUUAUUCUGUACAUUCCUCUCGUUUUUUCGAUACAGCAAAGAAGUAUAAUCAAAGGAACUAUAUCGAGCAUUGUGGAUAAAAACAGAAACGAAAAUAGUUCCUUUUAUCCGUUAUCGUUUGAAAAGCUAGUGAGGCCUGCUGAGCUUUGGGAUAAGUAUACUUCAGCUCAUCCAUAUUACAGAUAUUCAAAGAUCGAUCAAGCUAUCGCAAUCAUGGAGAAGAAAGAACCGUUUAGCGUUGGAGAUAUUAUUAAGAAAUCUUUACUCAAUUUCCCGAAAUUGGAAGAUACAGAAGCAUUCGAAAUCAGUCUUUCCUAUCUGUCGGAAGAUCUCACUCUUCAAACUUCCGCAGUUCAUGAUCCCCUUAAAACGAGAAUCCAAUUGGAAAUCAUCUCGAUAGGAAAAUUAUUCGGACGAUUCUGGCCAUCAAACGAUACCAUAACCGAGGAGACUCCUUAUCGCGUCGAAAAGGAAUAUACCGAAAACCAGCUUCUUCUCAACAUAUCGGCUCAACUCACGCUCAGUGGAGAUUCGAACUCGAACACUAAUUUUUCGUCGGUUUUCUUGGAGGGUUUAUACGAUCAGCGAGUCGGAAAGAUGUAUUUAAUCGGAUGUAGAGACGUUCGUGCUUCGUGGACAAUUCUUUCGGAAAGUAACGAUCUUGAAUUCGGUUUGGAUUGUUUAGUCGAAGUUGUGGUUUCUUACCCAUCCACUUCAAAUCAAUGGUUGUCUCCAACUGCCACGCUUUCGAUAUCGAGUCGCAGAAACGAAGACGAUCCGUUGUAUUUCAAACCGGUUAAUCUCCAGACGUUUCCCAUCAUGUAUCGGAAACAACGCGAAGAUAUCAUUUCACGUACAGUUUUGGAGGGAAUAUUUAGGAUGGUUACACUUUCGGUUGCGAUCGGUUUUAUCGUUAGUCAGUUAUUUUACGUCAGAGACAAUGUUGAUUUUGUCCCUUAUAUUUCUCUUACGAUGAUAGGAGUUCAACUAAUCGGAUAUAGCUUAUCCUUGGUUACGGGCGCGGAAGCGAUUUUCAAACGAAUGAAAUCUGAAACUUACGAAAGUUCGUCGAAUUUGAUCUGUUAUGCUGUUAAGCUUCUAGUACUCGUCGCGUUUCUGUUAACACUCCGUCUCCUCCAGAAAGUAUGGAAAUCUCGCAUUAAAUUACUCUCGAGAGCUCCUCAAGAGCCUCAUCGCGUCCCCAGCGAGAAACGGGUGGUUGUCGUGACUUUAAUCACGCAUUUGAUCAUGUAUUUCGUAAUUCUCGCGAAAACGAGCCAAAAAAAGGUUAAAUCGAAUACAAUAGAUUCGUUUGGGAAUCAGCAGACAGUUAAGGAAUGGGAGUUUGAGCUGGAAGAGUAUAUCGGUUUAAUUCAAGACUGGUUUCUUCUUCCUCAGAUAAUUGGAAACCUCGUAUGGCAGAUUGACUGUCGUCCGCUGAGGAAACUCUAUUUUAUCGGUAUAACUGUCGUGAGAAUUCUGCCGCAUGUUUAUGAUUACGUAAGACCGCCUACUGUUAAUCCUUAUUUUUCGGAGGAAUAUGAGUUUGUUAAUCCGCGUUUGGAUUUCUACACGAGGUUUAGUGAUGCUGCGAUACCUGUGACUGCAAUUUUGCUUGCGGUUAUUGUAUUCAUUCAACAGAGAUGGAAUUACGAGGAGAUUAGUAAGAGGCUUGUUAUUGGGCGAUUUAAGCUUCUUCCGGUUGGUUCGAGAGUGUACGAAAGAUUACCAUCGAAGACUAGUUUUGAAACCGAGCUCGCUUCGAGUGGUGGUGAUCAUGCAAAAGAGAAAGAUGAACAUGAAGAAUCUGAUAGCGAUUGAGAACAAGUAAGUUGAAAUAUUGCGUUUUGUUUGUGAUGUUACUUGUUAGAGUUUAGCUUUGAAAUUGAGGCAUAAAAAAGUGAAAAAUUGUGUCGACCUAACGAGUCUAUAUUUCUAUUUCUAAUGCCACUUGCUUUAUCUCUAUUGUAUUUACUAUAGUAAAUAUUGAGUUGGGUUCUUCAAAUUUCAAAAUCUUGAUUUAGA
Messenger RNA from Impatiens glandulifera, 3604 nucleotides. RefSeq lists its product as uncharacterized. The record is from RefSeq and is a predicted model, not a curated record. The transcript is spliced from 2 exons. NCBI's taxonomy places the organism in Eukaryota, Viridiplantae, Streptophyta, Magnoliopsida, Ericales, Balsaminaceae. The coding region runs from base 278 to 3400 and encodes 1040 amino acids. Gene Ontology annotation, cellular component: intracellular membrane-bounded organelle.